Messenger RNA from Pseudovirgaria hyperparasitica, 840 nucleotides. RefSeq lists its product as uncharacterized. Gene Ontology annotation, molecular function: protein binding. Lineage: Eukaryota; Fungi; Ascomycota; Dothideomycetes; Acrospermales; Acrospermaceae. The record is from RefSeq and is a predicted model, not a curated record. The coding region runs from base 1 to 840 and encodes 279 amino acids. The transcript has 2 exons.
AUGGCUCAUCGCUCAGACGUGUUCACGUCGAACCCUACCACAUUUCUUGUCGGCAAAGAAGAGGUCCCCAUGGUCGUACAUCAUGGUGUCCUUGCUCCGUUGUCCGACUAUUUUAAAAGACUUCUUGGCGAUGAUUCGGCAUUCAAGGAGGCUGAGGAGAAAACGGUCCUUCUGCCACAAAUCAAACCGGAUGACUUUAGUCGCUUCUGCACAUUCGCGUAUACUGGCGAUUAUGCAGCACCACCAUAUGUCGUCGACGAUGACUGGACCGAAGAGCUACAAACCACGCCGGAAUUCCUGGUAUAUACCUCUGCGUCAACGGUGAGCAAGGGGAAGAGAACGACGAAGUACGCGGAUGAGCCGACCGCUGCUCUCUAUCAACCAGUGGUUGGAGAGCAGGACUUUCAUGUCAGAAGACCAGAUUUUGAGAGACGAGCAUAUUGUGCCACUACCCCGUACGAGGAUUAUCGCCAAUCAUUUCGUGUUGCUCCUCAUAGUGCCGGAGCAGAAAAAGCAGAGCACGUCUUCCUUGCCCACGCGCGGCUCUACGCAUUCGCCAAAGAGAAGAUGGUGGACAGUCUUAUCAGUCUCAGUCUUCAAAAGCUGCAUAAGACUCUCGCAGUCUUUACCCUGGACCAAAGACGUUACCAAGAUAUUCUAGCGUUAACUCGAUUUGCGUUUAGUGAGGAUUAUCCUGAGCUGCAGGAUAUGGUGGCGUUGUAUCACGGUGCACAUUUCACCAAGAUUGGACGCUUUGAAUCGUUCUACUCUAUCUUGUGUGAAGAGGGACAUCUUGGUGCAAACUUGUUGCGAUUAUUCUAUGAGAAUAAAAGACAUUGA